Molecule: messenger RNA, 1434 nt
Organism: Silurus meridionalis
Lineage: Eukaryota; Metazoa; Chordata; Actinopteri; Siluriformes; Siluridae
Product: lysozyme g-like
Exons: 5
Coding region: 153-845 (230 amino acids)
Biological process (GO): defense response to Gram-positive bacterium; peptidoglycan catabolic process
Cellular component (GO): extracellular region
Molecular function (GO): lysozyme activity
Source: RefSeq, a predicted model, not a curated record
CUCUCGCACACUCUCUCUCUCUCUCUCUCUCUCUCUCACACACUAUGUCUCUGUCUCUGUCUCUUUCUCUCUUUCCUUCCUGAGAGAAAGCGAAAGUAUUCCUGCCCUGUUCUUCAACGCUAUUUGCUGCGUUUGGGGUUCAUAAAAACUGCAUGGUGAAUCUUUAUCUUAAUCUCUUAGCAUUUAUAAUAUUUCUUUCAAUUAUUUACUUAAAUAUAACAGUUUUAUAUAAGUGCCAACCGUUUCCGCCGAAACUUAUGGAAAACUGGGGAGAAACCGCUGAUUGCAUUUUUGGAGAUCUCAUGAAGAUCACCACGAUUGGAGCAUCUCCACAAACAGCUUCUCAGGACAACCACACAAUAAGCGGUGUGCCAGCCUCACAUAAACUGGCUGAAGUUGAUCUGGAGAGAAUGAACCAGUACAAGACCAUCAUCAAAAAAGUUGGCAGAGCUAAAAAGAUUGACCCAGCUGUGAUCGCAGGCAUCAUAUCGAGAGAAACCAGGGCUGGAUCGAGUGGAUCAGGUCUUGUUAAUGGUUGGGGAGACCACGGCAAUGCCUUUGGUCUUAUGCAGGUUGACCGACGUUACCAUAGUCCAGUGGGGGCCUGGAACGGUGAAGAUCAUAUCAUCCAAGCUACUGAUAUUUUGAUAACUUUCAUUAAAAACAUUCAACAAAAAUUCCCAAAUUGGUCCAAGGAGAAUCAGUUUAAAGGAGGAAUCGCAGCCUACAAUGCUGGCCCAGGAAACAUUGACUCUUAUGAGAACAUGGACAUGAAGACCACAGGGAGGGACUAUGCGAAUGAUGUAGUGGCUAGGGCCCAGUGGUUCAAACGCAAUGGAUUUUGAGCAAUAUAUCUUGUGAUGCACUGCAUAGAUUAUACAUUAUUUGUUGAAUAAUCUUUAUAUUGCAUGGUUUGAUCAUGUGUAUCUUGUGACUAUGCAUUAAUAAUACGAAUAACAGUGUUAGGCUUAUAAAAUAUAUUUGACAGUAAAAUAUAAAAUAUUCUACACAUGUAUUAAUUAACAGUCAAUAUAAAACUUAAUGUGUUUUCUUGAAGGUAUAUUGUGUAUUGAUGAAUUAGUAGCUUUGCUGUCACAGUAUUUUCUUGAAGGUAUAUUGUGUAUUGAUGAAUUAGUAGCUUUGCUGUCACAGUAUUUUCUUGAAGGUAUAUUGUGUAUUGAUGAAUUAGUAGCUUUUCUGUCACAGUUUGCAAAUUUUUUUUUUUGCUAAAUAAAUGCAACAAAGUAUUAGCGCAAAUAGGACAUAAGGGCCAUUGAAUAUUUCAAUGAGUAUGAAAAUUAUGAAAUUCUGUACUUUCAUCAUUUAUAAUCCAAUCAAACAUUAGGUAUUCAAGACUCGAUUUGGUCAAGUUCAAUCUGUUCAGGCUGCUCCCUUGUAUUUUAAUGUCUUAUUAAACAAAAUGUCAUAUAUUAA